Messenger RNA from Loxodonta africana (African savanna elephant), 1391 nucleotides. RefSeq names its product phospholipase A2 group IIC (gene PLA2G2C). Gene Ontology annotation, molecular function: calcium ion binding; signaling receptor binding; phospholipid binding. Lineage: Eukaryota; Metazoa; Chordata; Mammalia; Proboscidea; Elephantidae. The transcript is spliced from 4 exons. Gene Ontology annotation, biological process: positive regulation of fibroblast proliferation; arachidonate secretion; fatty acid biosynthetic process. The record is from RefSeq and is a predicted model, not a curated record. The coding region runs from base 293 to 745 and encodes 150 amino acids.
UUGAGGGGGGAGUAGGGGGAGACUGGUUGACAGUAGAGCAUUGUCUCAAACAUCAUGGAAACUGGGUUUGCAUCCAGGUUUAGCAAGAAACCAUCUGGGUUAUGUGGAUAAGUCUGGUCCUAUUUUCUUCCCAUUAAACGGGCUAAUCAUACCAGUGGUACCCAUUCACUGUGUUUUAGGAUUUUCAUGAUUGCAUGUUAUCCAGAAUGCAAACAUUAGGGGAAGUCAGAAUGCAAACGUUAGCGUCAUUCUCAUUGCAUCUUUUUUCUCACUUAUUUUCUUCUUGGCAGUGAUGGCUCCCACCCAGAGCAGCUUCUGGCAGUUUCAAAGGAUGGUCAAACAUGUCACAGGGCGGAGUGCCUUCUUCUCCUAUUAUGGAUAUGGCUGCUACUGUGGGCUUGGGGGCAAAGGGACCCCUGUGGACGACACUGACAGACAUGCACCCCUCAUUCCCUCUCCUCUGGCCCCCAGGUGCUGCCUGGCACACGACUGCUGCUAUGAGAAGCUGAAACAGCUCAGCUGCCAGCCCGUGUUGAACAGCUACCAGUUCGACAUCGUCAACGGCACCGUGGCCUGUAGAUGUGCCGUGGGCCCUGGUGUUGGCUGCCUCUGUGGGCUGAAGGCCUGCGAAUGUGACAAGCAAUCUGUGUACUGCUUCAGAGAGAGCCUGCCCACCUAUGAGAAAAACUUCAAGCAGUUCUUCUCCAGCCGGCCCCGAUGCGGCAGGCGCAAGCUCCGGUGCUAGAAAGACACGGGGUCCUCCUUGACAUUCAGCAUCUGCUCCAGUGUCGUUCUUCCAGGAAGCCUUCCAGAUCAUACCCAACAGGCUCCAGCCCUUCUCCCAGAAGGGAGAGCAAAAUGUCUCCCCCAAGGGAGCAGCUCACCCUACAGCAUUCCGGCUCAGGGUCCUCCUUGUUGUUCAGCAACUGGGGGCUGGAGAUCAGCAAUGAAACAGACCAAAUCCCUGUCCUGAAGGAGCUUGUGUUUAUUCUAGAGAGGGAGACAGACCACAACGUAUACAUAAAUACAUUCAGAAAGUGGGAAGUGCUAUAAACAGGCAGUAGGGGAAAGAGAUGUCCCAAAUCCCCCAUCUCUGGAAGUUUCUGGGAGGUAAGAGGCCCCAGGAUCUACCCAGAACUCUCCCUCCACCCCCAUACCAAAUCAGGAUACAGGCAGACUUGGGAGCUGAGCCCACAAACCCAGAUGUAACUGGAAGCAAAGCAGGGGUGACAAGGGCUUGGCACACGCUCCGAGGACUCAAGAAGCACACUUGGAGUUUGUUUGUCAACUGCUCAAGUUUUUUUCUCUGUAAACCCCCAGAUAGGAAAAAAAAUUGAUGCCAUUUUCACCUCUCAGAAGACAGAGCUCCAUAAGAACAUCGACCUCCCACU